UGCUAGAUUAAAAGUAAGACAUCAGUUAAGGAAUUUAUAGAGUAAGACAUAAGAGAUACGUAUAGGUAUGGAUUUCUUCUAUCUCCUAAUGUUAACACUCACUUCGCUUCUUAUGAUUGCUACUGCUAAUUCUGUACCAGUAGAAGCAAAUACUGAAGCAGUGGAUAACAAUACUUGCUGGACAAAGGUAUGUAUACCCUGUGAAACUUCAUCAACGACACAAACUGGUUUAAUGAAAGAUCUCAACUCAAAGAAGUUUAUUGGGUCAACGGUCCUCAAUAACCACGAUGUCAUGGACUGUUAUCCGUGGAUGUUUCGCAAUCCCAUAAAUAGAAAAUGUGAAUGUAGUAACAUUCCAUAUCGCUCUGUACUAUGUGAUGUUGAAAUCAGCAGGACAUCCAUUCUUGAUUGCUAUUGUAUGACUUACGAUAGUGAGCGCAAUGAAACUCAACUAGGAAAAUGUGUGUAUGGUUGCGGACAUAAAAGAGACACUGUGUUUUAUCCACUUCCAAAUAGCACAGACGAUCUUAACAAAUACUCUUGUAAAAAAGUGAACCGUGAUUCAACACUGUGUGGGAAGUGUCUACCAGGAUAUUCACCACUCUUGUACUCGUAUGAAAUGAAAUGCAUGAACUGCACAGGAGAGAACAUGACCUACAACUGGAUCAAGUACAUAGCAGUUGCUUAUUUUCCUUUAACAUUCUUCUUUUUCUUCGUUGUAAUCUUCAAAUUCAAUGGAACUUCACCAAUGCUGAAAGGUUUCAUUAGUAUUUCCCAAGGACUUGUUUCACCUCUAUCUGCAAGAGCUUUUCUUUCUGUUAUUUCAAGGAAAGCUUAUAUUGAGAAUUUCACUAGAGCUUUAGGUAGCUUUUAUGGCAUCUGGAAUUUGGAUUUCUUCCGUACAGUCAUUCCACCUAUUUGUGCGACGGACAUCAGUCAAAUACAAGUGCUUGCUUUGGACUAUGCUAUUGCCUUUUAUCCAUUGGUACUGGUUAUUCUGACUUACUUUCUCAUUAGUUUGCAUAGCCGUGAUGUACGCAUAGUUGUUUGGUUGUGGAUACCUUUUCAUAAGGUUUUCAGUUUAGUUGGUCAAAGCUGGGAUCUGGAAGGAUCGACUGUGAAUGCUUUUGCUACCUUCUUUUUACUCUCCUACUUAAAAUUUAUCAACACAACUGUUGAGUUGCUAAUAUUCACGACAGUAUAUGUACUGAAGGACAACAGCGAAGAAUACGUUAUAAAGCAUGUACUUUACUAUGAUGCCACGAUGAAAUACUUGGGACAAGAACAUCUUCCGUACGCAAUAGUAGCUUUGUUUGUCGGUGUUUUUGCUGUAAUACUUCCUAUAGUGUUUCUGAUCGUAUAUCCAAUGAAAUGGUUUCAGAAAUGUCUCAAUUCUUUGAAUAUUCAGCGUCAACGUCUUGACAUGUUUGUCAACUGUUAUCAAGGUUACUACAAAGAUGGAACGAAUGGCACCAGAGAUUAUCGAUGGUUUUCUGUGUCAUACUUUUUUCUUCAGCUGAUUAUGUUCGUACUAUUCACAGUCUCGCCAAGUAUCUAUUGUUUUUCUAUUGGAGUGUUAGUCACAGUUACUCUCAUGUUUAUGCAACUCUCAUUACGACCAUACAAGGAAGAAUUCAAAGUGUACGACAUAACUGAUGCCUUCAUGCUACUGAUUCUUAGUGGAGUGUUCAUUAUGGCAAUCGCAGGAGAUGAAGCUGACAUCAAAGCUUCCUACUUCAGUACACUUUCUUAUUCGUUUCUAGCACUCAUUGGAAUUGUCCCAGCGAUCUAUUUCUUUGCGUUGAUCAUUUGGUGGCUUCUGGUAAAGAAACAACUCAAAACUUGGUGCAUAAGCAAAUUUCGUAGCUUUAGAGCUCAGCCUGAAAUCCCACAAAUUGAAGAGUCAUUUUCAGAUAGUGAUAUUCCACACCGGUUGGAGAAUCCAUCAGAUUACUCCUCUCCAAAUACCCCACUGAUUUCUGCCCCAAGAAAAGAUGCAAAGUAUGGCUCAGUUGCUUGUGCUGAUUUCACAAAGCCAUGAUGGUUGCAUACUAAAUCGGACUGUGUAGAGUCAGUGCACUGUCAGUGUAUAGCAAGCUCCCUUCAUAUAAUUAUACAUACAAGUUGGCGUUUGUGCAAAGUUUUUUGUGUGUGUCUAGAAUAAUUGAUUUAUUCGGCUUGACUG
Halichondria panicea is the source of this 2185-nucleotide messenger RNA. RefSeq lists its product as uncharacterized. The transcript has a single exon. Lineage: Eukaryota; Metazoa; Porifera; Demospongiae; Suberitida; Halichondriidae. The record is from RefSeq and is a predicted model, not a curated record. The coding region runs from base 68 to 2041 and encodes 657 amino acids.